This is a messenger RNA of Gadus chalcogrammus (walleye pollock), 783 nucleotides long. Its product is annotated as ghrelin-like. Bases 342 to 710 code for a protein of 122 amino acids. The transcript has 4 exons. Gene Ontology annotation, cellular component: extracellular region. Gene Ontology annotation, molecular function: hormone activity. NCBI's taxonomy places the organism in Eukaryota, Metazoa, Chordata, Actinopteri, Gadiformes, Gadidae. The record is from RefSeq and is a predicted model, not a curated record.
GAAUCAGGGCAAACACACUCAGCAGGAGCUCUGAUGCUAACGGAGCUAACAUAGCGCUCACGUUAAGAAAACAAGUGUUUCUGACCAAAUUCAGACAUGUAUAGAUAGUACAGCAGUAGAUCUAUGUUGGCACUCACGGAAGAAGAUGUCACUUUGAAAGGUUUCUUCUUGUCCAUGUUUAUUCCUGUUAUGUACUGCUAUCUUACAGUAGCCGUCAACAUGGUUCUUCCUCGGGGGUUCAUUAGGAAUCCAGGCUACGGGGGUCGAGCGCCACCUGGUGGAUCUCUGGUUUAUUGGGGUGAGCGCCAUCUGGUGGAUCUCUCUGGUCGUUGGGCCCAGCCAUGAAGCCAGAGGCCGUCUCCGUGAUCCUCCUCCUGUGCUCUCUGGCCUUCUGCUGCCAGCCGUCCCGGGCAGGCGUCACCUUCCUCAGCCCUGCUCACAAACCCCUGGACAAAGGAAAGCCUCGCGGCGGUCGUCAAGUGAUGGAGUUGGCCCCCCCGCUGCACGACAGGAGCUACGCUACGGUAGGCGACGACAGCAGCCAGCGCCCCCUGCUGCCCUCAGACCCCGUCAGCCAUCUCCCCUCCCCCCAGCAGGUGGCAGCACCCUUCGAGGUCGGCCUCACCCUGCAUGAGGAGGAGUUCCAGGUCUACCGGGCGCUGCACCAACUGCUGCAGAACAUCAUGGGAGACCCCGAUGCCACAGAGUGACCUUCAAAGCUCUGGACAUCGAUAAGCAUGUUCACAUCAAUUUAAUAAUUAAAGUCUGAAAAUCUAUGCAAAU